AUGAAGAACUUUAAUAUGUUGCUCUUGUUCAUUCUUCUUCUUUGUUCGCGUGAAUCCCAUGGCAGUAGUGUUGAUCACACUCAAGGUCACAUUCAAUUGGAUAACCGCAUGGGUUCCAUGCUCCCUCAAAUCACACCAGUUGGUGCUCCGCGAGGAUUGCAACCCUUUCUUCCUUAUAUUGCGCCUUCACCAUUGACUCCAUUCACCAAUAUUACCACCCCAAAGUUAUCAGGACUCUGCACUUUGAACUUCACCACUGCCAAACGUUUGCUAAGCAUGACGGCUAUUGAUUGCUGGGGAUUUUUUGCGCCUUUUCUGGCUAACGUAAUCUGCUGUCCGCAAUUGGAAGCCACUCUCACUGUUCUCAUCGGUCAAUCCAGUAAAUAUACCAACGUACUUGCCUUAAACGGGUCCGAUGCUAAACAUUGCCUUUCAGACGUGGAGCAAAUUCUAAUGGGGCAGGGUGCAAAUGGUGAUCUGAAGCAAAUAUGUUCAGUUAAUUCUUUGAAUCUCACGGAGGCAUCUUGCCCGGUAAAACACGUGAAUGAUUUUUACGACACGGUGAAUACUACUAAGCUGCUUAGUGCUUGUGAGAACAUUGAUCCCGUGAAAGAAUGCUGCUCCCAAUAUUGUCACAGUGCUAUAUUAGAAGCAGCUACAAAAAUUGCAUCAAAAGGUUCUAAUGUUUUGGACUCAGACACAUCACAUAUUCUACCUGAACACUCAAUUCGGGUCAAUGAUUGUAGAAAUAUAGUACUCCGGUGGAUAGCUAGUAAGCUUAAUCCGUCUCAUGGAAAGGAAGUUCUAAGAGGACUGUCUAAUUGCAAUAUCAACAAAGUUUGUCCACUUGUUUUGCCUGAUGCAAAGCAUGUUGCCCAGGGGUGCGGCAAUGGGAUAAGUAACAAAACAGCCUGCUGUGAUUCCAUGGAAAGCUACGUGUCUCACUUGCAGAAGCAGAGUUUCAUCACUAACUUGCAAGCUUUGGAUUGUGCCGAAACUUUGGCAAUGAAAUUAAAAAAGGCAAAAAUUGUCGAUGAUGUUUAUAGCCUUUGUCACAUAAGCCUUAAGGAUUUUUCACUCCAAGAAUAUGGUUGUCUAUUACCUAGUUCGCCUUCAGACGCUGUUUUCGACCAAACUUCUGGAGUUAGCUUCAUUUGUGAUCUAAAUGACAAUAUUCCAGCUCCCUGGCCUUCUACAUCCCAAGGAGCUACUUCAACACGGUGCAAUAAAUCAGCUGUCAUCAUACCUGCUCUUCCUGCUGCCGCUGCAUCUGGUCAAAGCUGUCUCUACAGUCACAACGUGCUGAUAUUCCUUCUUGUCAAUUUAUUCUUUCUCGUGAUGGCCCUCGUGUAA
Molecule: messenger RNA, 1353 nt
Organism: Vicia faba (fava bean)
Lineage: Eukaryota; Viridiplantae; Streptophyta; Magnoliopsida; Fabales; Fabaceae
Source: the annotation of a GenBank genome assembly